CAACCUGUUAGUGUAGGGGUUUACCAAACUUGACAUAUCAUUGCAUUCGUACAUUUCCGCUCUGUCAUCCCGUGAAACAGCAAUCCCCCAACACGAAGCUCUCCUUCUCAAGUACAAAUUCUUCCCGUCGACACCCAACGUCAGGCCGCCGAAGAGGUAUCUAAGUAAGCAUUAGCUUCAUGGGCGAUGGUCCUCGUGGAAUAGAAGUUUUCCCUGACCAUUUUCAAGCUUCAAUGCCUGGUGCAGACUCUCCUCAAAGCCCAACUGUAUCCACGCCUUUGAAAAAUAGCUACGAUAACUCUUUUAGGUCGUGCAGCGGAUCGUGGACCCGGAGUAAGUUAAAAAGCACAGUAUCAAUGCUGAGGUUACUGAGCUUACGAAGAUUGCCUUGGGUAGCUGACACAGAUGGCCAGGAAAAGGUGGUUUUGAGUGCAGUAGAGGUAGCAUCUCUUCGAUCUGAAAUCAAUGAUUUAGAAGAAAGAGAGUCACACUUGAAAGCUCAAUUAGAACAUGUAGAUGAGAUAUUACGAUCUGCUCGUCUCUCUGGAUACCUUAACAUGAGAAUGAGAUGGGCAGCAUUACCUGGAGAACUUCCUCCGCUUGAUGAUGCUGAAGUUGAUGACUGGGUUCCAAGAUUUGUUGUCCUCCAUGGAUCUUGUCUAUACCUCUAUAUGCUGUCUACUGAUUUGAGUCCUCAGGACUCCACCAUGCUGUCAGAUAUUGUUGAAGUUGGUUCACUUCCUUGUCUCACACGAGAAGGUGAGGAAGCUCAGCAUUGCUUUUAUAUUUUAACCCGUCAAGGGUUGCGAUACGAGUGCUCCAGUGCUUCCAGAAUACAGGUAGAUGCAUGGUUGGCAUCAUUGCAGGCUGAUUGCAACUCACAGGUUUGCAGAUCUGUUGCUUCGCGAGCUGCCAGGUCUAUUCUCUCUGCUUACUCCAAGCAGAGCUCUCGUGCCAUUUCCGGAGGGCGAGCAGCAGCUGCUGCUGCUACUGUUUCUCUCAGAGGAGUUGUGCCUUCUCUUGCCGCCUACGGUAGGGAAGAGUCCGCAAAUGCUUCUAGAGCUUGGAUUUCUGGUCUCUUUGCUCUUCCUGCGGCAGCUUACAUGCUCCAGGAGCAAGAAGCAUGUGCUGCUGAGAUGGAGCGCACCUUUAUAGCAAUCAAGCCUGAUGGAGUGCAGAGGGGCCUGAUUGCAGAGAUAAUAUCCCGUUUUGAGCGCAAGGGUUUCAAACUCGUUGGAAUAAAAAUUUUGGUACCUUCCAAGGACUUUGCCAAGAAGCAUUAUCAUGAUCUCAAGGAAAGACCUUUCUUCAAUGGUUUAUGCGACUUCCUUAGCUCUGGCCCUGUUAUUGGAAUGGUUUGGGAAGGUGAAGGAGUGAUAAAAUAUGGUCGUAAGCUUAUUGGAGCCACAGAUCCACAAAAAUCUGAACCCGGAACUAUCAGAGGUGACUUAGCCGUUGUAGUUGGAAGGAAUAUCAUCCAUGGUAGCGAUGGCCCUGAAACUGCAAAGGAUGAAAUCGCCCUAUGGUUCAAACCAGAAGAGUUGGUAAAUUACACGAGUAAUGCAGAGAAGUGGAUAUAUGGUGAUAACUGACCAACUCAUUUUCUUUAACUAGAGCAGCAAGGAAUUCACAUUCACUUCCAAAAUUACUAUAAGAGUGGAAGACGCAUAAUUAUCAAAAUAAUAUGUUUCCUUAAGUUGGGGAGGAACAUUUCUUCCUUCAAACUAUUAUUGACUUAUUGUUUGGAACUUUCUCAUCCUUCCAAUAAUAUAUAUAUCGGCUAGAUUUGCUAGCCCAGUUGACUGCAU
Molecule: messenger RNA, 1808 nt
Organism: Ipomoea triloba (trilobed morning glory)
Lineage: Eukaryota; Viridiplantae; Streptophyta; Magnoliopsida; Solanales; Convolvulaceae
Product: nucleoside diphosphate kinase III, chloroplastic/mitochondrial
Exons: 15
Coding region: 180-1592 (470 amino acids)
Biological process (GO): UTP biosynthetic process; CTP biosynthetic process; GTP biosynthetic process
Molecular function (GO): nucleoside diphosphate kinase activity
Source: RefSeq, a predicted model, not a curated record